Messenger RNA from Aphanomyces invadans, 381 nucleotides. RefSeq lists its product as hypothetical. NCBI's taxonomy places the organism in Eukaryota, Oomycota, Saprolegniomycetes, Saprolegniales, Verrucalvaceae. Bases 1 to 381 code for a protein of 126 amino acids. The transcript has a single exon. The record is from RefSeq and is a predicted model, not a curated record.
AUGCAGCUGCAGAGGUCGGAGGUAAAAGUACGGGUCUUGGCAAGGUGGAACGCAUUGACGCUUCGUUUCCGGUUCUACCGAGAACGAUCGUGCAACGGGCGAGGCGAGUGUGAUCGAGCGUUUAUUUGUUGGACGUGGCGGUCGUGGAGUCUUCUGCAGCUUGUCCAGCGCCGCUGCUUUGAACGUCUCGAUCUUUCGAACUUCCGUGGCUCGGUCGCGAUCUCGCGCGAGCUUGCCCGCUACCGUGCAUUGAAGGGUCAUGGCAGCAUUCGCAAGCCGGAAGUUUGCAGCCGCUUUGUCCACCUGCUGCUUCAACGCGGUGCACGCUGCGCUCGCAACUUCCUGUUGGCGUCCAGAGAAUCGAAGAUGACGUUCCAGUGA